Molecule: messenger RNA, 1357 nt
Organism: Carassius carassius (crucian carp)
Lineage: Eukaryota; Metazoa; Chordata; Actinopteri; Cypriniformes; Cyprinidae
Gene: nifk
Product: nucleolar protein interacting with the FHA domain of MKI67
Exons: 6
Coding region: 121-912 (263 amino acids)
Biological process (GO): maturation of LSU-rRNA from tricistronic rRNA transcript (SSU-rRNA, 5.8S rRNA, LSU-rRNA)
Cellular component (GO): nucleolus
Molecular function (GO): RNA binding
Source: RefSeq, a predicted model, not a curated record
UCUGAACCUUUGCAGUUUCCUGAAAGAAGAAGCGAAACGUGGGUUUAGCAGAAGUAACGUUAGUAGGACACACGUCCAAAACGUCUAGCUGUAUUUAUUUGAUACAUUUUAUAUUUAAUAAUGACAGAAGGCAAAUCACCAGAGAAGCCGGCGAAAAACCUGCUGGCUCUGAAUCCAAAGGAAGACGCAGAGUUUCAGAAGAAGGUUCAGCAAGUAAAGAAACGUCCUAAAACGGGUCAGUCGCUUUCUCCUGGAGUCCUUUAUGUUGGUCAUCUGCCUCGAGGAUUGUUUGAACCUCAAUUAAAAUCAUACUUUGGGCAGUUUGGCAAAGUCACACGAAUAAGAGUUUCCAGGAGUAAAAAGACAGGACGGAGCAAAGGCUAUGGAUUUGUGGAGUUUGAGUGUGAUGAGGUGGCUAAGAUUGUGGCCGAGACCAUGAAUAACUACCUUAUCGGAGAACGACUCAUAAAGUGUCAAGUUUUGCCUCCUGAGAAGGUCCAUGAAAAGCUGUUUGUUGGUUCCAGGUUGGGCUUUAAGAAGCCAAAGCAGCCUGCAGUUGCUCGAUAUAACAAACGGCAUGCUGAAGAUGAUCUGAAGAAUGUUGGUACAAAGCUUAUAAGCAAAGAGUCUAAGCUACGCAAGAGACUUGCAGCAAAGGGCAUUGACUAUGAUUUCCCAGGAUUUGCAGCUCAGAUUCCAGCCAAGAAAUCCCAAUCAGAAGCCAAUGUUUCAGUAUGCAGCGAAGAUGUCACUCCAGUGUGCACCCCAUCCAUUUUGGAGAGGAGGAAGUCAAUCAGAAUAGAGGACGAUGAUGUUGAUGAUGAAAUAGUCAUCAAAGCCAAAUCAGUUCCAGAAAACUGUGAGGAUGUGGAAGAUAGCGAGGAAGAGUCAGUUGAAGGUGAAGAGGCUUAAAAGGAGAAUUUAAUACCUACUAAAAAGACUUAAAUCCCUGUUUUAGAAGGGACACUGGACUCACUUUUUUCAGAGCCAUUUGUAUGUGUUUAGCUCUCAGUCCUCUCCAGCGGCUGGAGAAGAGGAUCACAUGUUAUUCUGAUUACCAGGCAUCUGUUUUGAGGAGCAUUUUAUGCAGAUGUACCGAUCGCCUUUAGGGGUUAAGAUCAUACAAUGUGGUCUCAGAGGUUGCUAAAGUCCAAUUAACUGUGUAAUACACAAAUUAUAUUUGGUGUGUUAAUUUGAAAAUUAAAUGGAUGUAUGCAUGUCAUUGUAUUUCUGACACAUUAUUUUAUGUAUUCUGUCUAGUACUAUCUUCAGACAUGUAGCUUUGCAAUAUUAGUAAAACGUCCUUAACCCAUAAAAAUGGGUAUCAAAUAAAUGUAUUUGUUGUUUUUUAAAGCUA